UGAGUGCCAAAUCCCUUCAAAACCCUUUAAGAGAAACCAUGCUGUGUAGAGCCCAUUGUGUCCCAGUGAAGCCUUGUGUGGGUGCAGGGCUGGGUGGAUGGCUGGGCAGGCAGAGAUGGGCUCAGAAGGAUUUGCUCUGAGAUGCGUGAGAUGUCAGCAAAUCCUUCAUGUGUGGUGCAGUCUUGUCCAGUUUGUCACCUCUGCGGUGCAUUACUGAGCUGUUGAUGCCUACCAACUCUGAAUGUGUUCCCUGGUGAGCAGGUCAUCUCUUCCAGGUUAGCACGUGGGGCUGCCGCAGUCUGUGCUCUGCUGCGGCUUGGAAAACAGCUCUGCCAGCUCAAGAGAGAUGCUCAGCUCAGAGAGCUGCCCAGCAUCGACUGGCCAGAAGGGACUGUUCCAACCAAAGCUCUCCUUCAGCCAUCAGUGUGGUUUUGGGACGCUGCGUUGCUUUCUCCCCAGGCAGACACUUGCUGUCUGUAGUUUGUAUUUUCACAUGGGGAGCAGCACAGAGAACGUGAGGAACUGGAUUGCGUUCGGUGUGCAAGUUAGAGGCUGAGUUUACAUCUUCACGUGGUAUUAGCCAGUUAAAUUCUGUCUGAAAGACAGCAGCACCAAGGCACAGUCAACUCAUGUUCUGAAGUUCUAGGAGGACCUUGCCAUCUGCCCAGGGAGCAGUGUCAUAUAAGUGUACUAGUCUCAGUGGAGAGUUUGCCUUCUUAGCUAAUACAAGUGGAAACAAUUAAGAUGCUUUUCAGCUAUUUUGGCACUGGUAGUCAUUUCUGUGAGAGCAUCAAUAACUCUGGAAGAAGUAAAUAAACUUCCUAUCCACUUGAUAGUCAUCUUGUGCAGUGGUUUGCUUGUUUCCUUUAAGUGUUUUCCUUUAAAAGAGUCUUUUGUUUUUGUCUCACUUUGGUUUCUACCUUUCAAUAUUACAAUCUUCAGUGUGAUACAAAUUGAUGACUACUCACAGUGUAACUGUUAAUUUAACAGAUGUUAUUUGUGGCUUUUGGGGGAAUGUUGACAAGUAGCUGUGCCCAGGGCUGUUUUUUUAUUAUUAUUUCUGUGUUGGGAAUUUGUGGCAAUGGCAAAUCUCAUUUGUGUAGAGAGAUUUGUUGGUGAUGGCAUCCCAGGAAGCCCUCGCUUGUAGUCGUGAAUCAGACCUGCUGAACAGCCUGAGAUUUGUUAGGUUUGUUUCUGCUCUGAGUGGAAAGGACAAGCAGUGUCUGUGUAGUGGAAAGGGUGAGCUAUGGAGAACUCUGCUAAAACAUCCUCCUGUGUUUUGGCUUUGUGCUGGCUCCAGGAUUUUAAAGCAGAACCUGGUUUGAGGAGCUUGUAGCAGAGCACAAAGGUGGGGUGAGCAUGAGUCUCAAAUGUUGAUCAAGGAUUGUGUUCAGGGGUCGGUGUUAGAUGAGCUGACCAAAUGUAGGAAUUAAAUUGUAUUUCAUAGAAUCAAUCAGGUUGGAAGAGACCUCCAAGCUCAUCCAGUCCAACCUAGCACCCAGCCCUAUCCAGUCAACUAGACCAUGGCACUAAGUGCCUCAGCCAGGCUUUUCUUGAUCACCUCCAGAGACGGCAACUCCACGACCUCCCUGGGCAGCCCAUUCCAAUGCCAGUCACUCUCUCUGUGAAGAACUUCCUCCUACUAUCUGGCCUAUAGCUUCUCCAACAGAACUUGAAACUGUGUCCCCUUGUUCUUUUGCUGGUUGCCUGGGAGAAGAGACCAGCCCCACCUGGCUGCGACAUCCCUUCAGGUAGCUGAGAGGCAGAGCUGGGCUGGAAAGGGAAAUUGUUAUACCUGCUGCUUUUAAGUUUGAGAUUGAUCUGAAAAGUACAGAUAUUGUCUCAAGUAACAAGUCCUAGGACAAAAGGAAGCGGCCACACAUUGCACCAGGGGAGGGUUAGAUUGAACCUUAGGAAAAAUGCCUUCCCCAGAGGCUUGUCAAGUCCUGGCACAGACUGCUCAGGGAAGUGAUGGAGCCACCAUCCCUGGAGGGUUUUAAAACCCAUGCAAAUGUGGUGCAGAGGGACAUGGUUUAGUGGUGACCUGUCAGUGCCAGGUUGGCCUUGAUCUUAAAGAUUCCUUCCAACCAAAUCUGAUUGUUUCUCUUUGGUUUUAAGACCAGGCAGAGGGAAUGCUGUCAGUAUUGGCAGCCUCCUCUGGAGGGGUUUAACUUCUUGGUUUAUAAUCUCGUGUAGCACUAUGUAUCAACAUCCACAGUGCAGCCUCUGUACCUCGUUGAGCUUUACUUUGGGGCUAGGAACGAAUGUCCAAGAAGAUUGGCUUUGCUGGAGUUGUAAUUUAGCUUUCUGAUAGGAAUUGUAAUAAAUAAGAGGGGAGGGGGAAAAGGAAGUUAAUUACACUCACAUUUUCUUGGAAGACAAGGCAUAUGCAGGAUAGGAGUGAUUUGCUGUGGCUGGUGGCUCUGCCUUUUCAGGAGUGUGGAGCAAUCUACUUGUUCCCACAGAGACUCAUAAUUAGCACUUGUGCUGCAGCGGGCUGAGCCCCUGGAGUUGUUAUAAGGGUGCUUUGUACUCUCUGCUUGCUUUUCUGAUGGAGAGCAUGCUGGAGGAGAAGGGAAAGAUGCUUUUCUUGCCUCUCAUAAUUUCUCCACUUAAGUUGCCAUCAGUAAGCAUAUGGCAACUUCUGCAGGCUGCCACAGGAUAAAUUGGUAUGGUUUUACACAAUGCUAGCUGUUCUGACAGUGGUGCCUCUACCUGUGCUGUCCACAGAAAGUAAGCAGCAGCUUCUAUCUCUUUGCACUGGCAGUUAAUUACUGCCUAGGUGGAAUGGGUAGAGCACAGCCACAGAUGCUUGCAAGAGAGUAGUAGUUGAUGCCAUAAUUCAUGAUGUUGUCUGCAGCAUGGUGGCUUGCCUGGGCACCCACUGAUCUGAAAGGCCAGAAUAACUUAACCUUGAGGCUCGUUGUGGUGCGGGAGGCAAGUGAUGUGGCUGGUGACAAAGAUCCUCACGUGCUAGUGCAGGAGAAUGCUCUUGCUGGAAACAAGUUGUGCCAGGGGAAGUUUAGGUGGGAUGCGAGGAAGAGUUUCUUGCCUGGAACAGGCUGUUGAGGGUGGUAGUGGAGUCCCCAUCCCUAGAGGGGUUUAAAAGACUUUGGAUAUGCUGAGGGACCUGGCCGUGCUGGGCCAGUGGUUGCACUUGAUGAUCUUAAAGAUCUUUUCCCACCUAACCCGUUCUGUGAAGCCAAAGUAAAGGCCGUUUGAGUGAUUUCACUUUCAAACCUUUGGGGUUUAUUCUCCUCAAAAGAUUGGGUUACUGCAUAGGUUGGUGACUUGCCUCUAGAGAUUGUUAACACCACCCUGAGACAUUAGUGGUAGUACUUCCCCAGCAAUUCUUGUUGGGCAGUUAGUCCACACCAUGUCUCCUGCACAUGCCUGUGAUGCUGUUUGUGCUGUUUGCCAAUCAAAUCCUACUGGAAAUGCUGAAGACUAACUCAGCAAUGCCAUGAAAGGUUCAGCCAUAUGUCUUCCCCAUGUGCUGAGAUGAUUCAUGUGGUACUUUCUGCAAGCCAUUGCCAAACAGGACUGGCAUUUCAGCUGCAACAACCUCCAAGUGAUGUGAAAACCUCUCAUGUUUUAAUGCAGCAUCUCCGCAGUAGAAGCAGGGUCAAACUGUCCUGUAGUGAUCCUCAGCCUUUGUGCACUCCAGCAGUAAGGGCUGAAUUGAAUUUGGGUGUCUUGUGCUACUGUGAUUAUGCUCUCCACUGCAUGAAUCCUGUUUUCCUGAGCUGCUGCUUCUACAGAGAGUAUGAAGCACGCUUGGAGCGGUACAGCGAGCGAAUAUGGACGUGCAAAAGCACAGGAAGCAGCCAGCUGACGCACAAAGAGGCUUGGGAGGAGGAGCAGGAAGUCGCUGAGCUCUUGAAGGAGGAGUUCCCCAUCUGGUAUGAGAAACUGGUACUGGAAAUAGUCCACCACAACACUGUAUCUUUGGAAAAGUUGGUGGAUGCUGCUUGGCUGGAGAUCAUGACCAAAUUUGCAGUGGGAGAGGAGUGUGACUUUGAGGUUGGUAAGGAGAAAAUGUUACCUGUUAAAGUUGUGAAGAUACAUCCUUUGGAGAAAGUUGAUGAAGAGGCCUCAGAAAAGAAAUCUGAUGGAGCCUGUGAUUCCCCAUCCAGUGACAAGGAGAACUCCAGCCAGGCAGCCCAGGACAACCAGAAGGAAGCUGUCCUGAAAGAAGAUGACAGCAGGAGGGAAAGUCUAAGUGAUAGAGCACGGAGAUCCCCUCGAAAGCUUCCCACUUCUUUGAAGAAGGAAGAAAGGAAGUGGGUUCCACCUAAAUUCCUGCCACACAUGUAUGAUGUUAAGCUAAAAAAUGAAGAUAAGAUCAUCAGCAACGUGCCAGCAGACAGCUUGGUCCGUACAGAGCGGCCUCCCAACAAGGAGAUCCUGAGGUACUUCAUCCGGCACAAUGCCCUGAGGGCUGGCACCUGUGAGAACGCCCCCUGGGUAGUGGAGGAUGAGUUAGUGAAGAAAUAUUCUCUCCCUAGUAAAUUUAGUGACUUCUUGCUUGACCCACACAAGUACAUGACUCUCAACCCUUCCACCAAGAGGAAGAUCUCUCAAUCGCCUGACAGAAAGCCUAAGAAAUCCAAACCUGAUGGAUCAUCUCUGGGCCAACCACUGAGCCCUACUCUGUGGUGCCAUGUGCAUUUGGAGAAAUCUAUUAUUGGCUCUCCUCUGAAGGUGAAAAACUCUAAGAAUUCAAAAUGUCCUAAAGAGGAGCUGGAAGAGGUGAUGAAAAUUGUGUCACCUGCCGAACUCGGUUCUAACUUUCACAUUCCAAAGAGGAGCCGACUGGGCAAGGGCAGCAACCAGUCCUUGGACAAAAAGCAGAGAGGCAAAAGGGUCCUGAAUGGGCAGAAGUCAUCAGGGAAAUCAAAAUCUCCUAGGAAAGGCUUGAAGACCCCAAAGAUGAAAAUGAAACAGAUGACACUUUUGGACAUGGCGAAAGGUGCCACUAAGGUGUCCAGGGCUCCCAGGAAUUCCGGAGGCACCCCUAGAUCCUCCAGCAAACCCCAGAAGCUGCCUCCUGCAGCACUCCAUCUCAUUGCCUACUACAAAGAAAACAAAGACCGGGAGGACAAGAAGAGUGCUCUGUCUUGCAUCAUCUCCAAAACUGCCAGGCUGCUAUCCAGUGAGGACCGUGCCAGGCUGCCCGAGGACCUGCGGGGCCUGGUGCAGAAGCGCUAUGAGCUCCUGGAGCACAGGAAGAAAUGGGCCACCAUGACUGAGGAGCAGAGAAAGGAGUACAUGAAGAAGAAGAGGGAGAAGCUGAAAGAGAAGCUAAAAGAGAGAGCAAAGGAGCGAAAGGAGAAGGAGAUGAAGGAAAAACUGGAAAAACAGAAAAGAUUUGAGGACCAAGAUCUUAAAGGGAAGGCCUUGCCUACUUUUAAACUGGUUGAUACUCCGGAAGGACUUCCUAACACGCUCUUUGGGGACGUGGCCAUGGUGGUGGAGUUCCUGAGCUGUUACUCAGGGCUGCUGAUGCCAGAUGCUCAGUAUCCCAUUACUGCAGUUUCCCUGAUGGAAGCACUUUGUGCAGAAAAGGGAGGCUUCCUUUAUUUGAACCGAGUGCUGGUCAUUCUCUUGCAGACCCUGCUGCAGGAUGAAAUAGCUGAAGAUUAUGCUGAGCUGGGAAUGAAGCUUUCUGAAAUACCACUGACUCUGCACUCAGCUUCUGAGCUGGUCCGUCUGUGCCUGCGGAAGUCAGAUGUGCAAGAAGAAAGUGAGGUCUCAGAUAAUGUAGAUGAAAGCAAGGACUCAGCAGCUUUUGAGGAUAAUGAAGUACAGGAUGAGUUUUUGGAGAAACUGGAGACAUCAGAGUUCUUUGAGUUGACUCCCGAGGAGAAGCUGAGGAUACUUGGAGCCCUGUGCCACCGGAUUCUCAUGACCUACUCGGUGCAGGACCACGUGGAGGCCAAGCAGCAGGCAUCAGCUGAGCUGUGGAAGGAGCGCUUAGCUGUCCUGAAGGAAGAAAAUGACAAGAAGAGAGCAGAAAAACAAAAGAGAAAAGAAAUGGUGGCCAAGAACAAGGAGAACGGGAAAGAUGAGAACACAAUGGGAAGAAAUGAGAAGAAGAAAGAGAUGAUGAAAUCAGAGCACAGAGCAGACGUAGAAGGUGAUGAUAUGAUCAGUGCUGUGAAGAGCAGGCGCCUUCUUGCCAUCCAAGCCAAGAAAGAGAGGGAGCAACAAGAAAUAGAAAUGAGAGUGAGGAUGGAGAAAGAAGCAGAGGAAGAAAGAAUCCGGAAGCAUAAAGCUGCAGCUGAGAAGACUUUCCAGGAUGGCAUUGCCAAAGCGAAGCUGGUGAUGCGCAGGACUCCUGUCGGCACUGACCGGAACCAUAACAGGUACUGGCUGUUUUCAGAUGAGGUUCCUGGCUUGUUCAUUGAGAAAGGCUGGGUCCAUGACAGUAUAGACUACAGGUUCACCCUUCCCCGUCAGAAAAAGGAAGAUUUUAAAAAGGACUGCAGCCCAGGAGACAAGCGGAGGAGUGCAGUCUCUGACGGCCGAGUGAGCAAGCACCAGCGGCCUGUGCAUGCUGUGGACCUGCCUGCAGAGACCACUGCCCCCAAGCAGGGACAGAACUUAUGGUUUCUCUGUGACAGUCAAAAGGAUUUGGAUGAGCUCUUGGAUUGCCUGCACCCACAAGGAGUGAGAGAGAGCCAGCUGAAGGAGCGCCUGGAGAAGAAGUAUCAGGACAUCACCCACUCUAUCCAUUUGGCACGGAAACAGAACCUGGGCCUGAAAUCCUGUGAUGGCAACCAGGAACUGCUGAACUACCUCCGAAGUGAUCUAAUAGAAGUUGCAACUCGGCUGCAAAAGGGAGGCCUGGGUUAUGUUGAUGUGACACCAGAGUAUGAAGCAAGAGUGUACUCACUAGAGAGCUUGAAGGAUUUUGGAGAGUGUGUGAUUGCACUCCAGGCUGGUGUGGUUAAGAAAUUUCUGCAAGGUUUCAUGGCUCCCAAGCAGAAGAGAAGGAAACAUCAAGGAGAGGAUUACAUUGCCAAGGCUGAGGAGAUAGAUGAAGACAAGAAAAUGGCAGAAGAAGCUAAGGUCUGUCUGCAGGUUGCUUCAGCCACGGAGAAGUGGAAGACAGCAAUCCGUGAGGCCCAGACCUUCUCCCGUAUGCACGUGCUGCUGGGCAUGCUGGAUGCCUGUAUCAAGUGGGAUAUGUCUGCAGAGAAUGCCAGGUGCAAAGUGUGUCGCAAGAAAGGUGAGGAUGACAAGCUGAUCCUGUGUGAUGAGUGUAACAAAGCCUUCCACCUGUUCUGCCUGAGGCCGGCGCUCUAUGAGAUACCGGACGGUGAAUGGCAGUGCCCGGCGUGCCAGCCUUCCACUGCCAGGCGCAGCUCGCGAGGCAGGAGCUAUGCAGAGGAUUCUGCUGAAGAUGAAGGUGAAGAAGGCGAGGAAGCUUCUGAUGAACCAGAUGCUGAAGAGGAAGAGGAGGAAGAAGAAGACUAUGAAGUUGCUGGACUGAAAUUGAGACCCAGGAGAGCAGCCCGGGGCAAGCAGAGCACAGCCAUGUACUCCUCAAGGCAGGGAAGGCACCAAAGGAAGAAGGAGUCGCUGCACUCAGCCAGGGGACCCCGGCAGAGGGCCGCACCUGUCAACGGCGCAGACAUCGAUGAGCUGGUGCUUCAAACAAGGAAGAUGACACGGCGCCAGAACCUCGAGCUGCAGAAGUGUGAGGAAAUCCUCUGCAAGCUGAUCAAAUACCGCUUUAGCUGGCCCUUCAGGGAGCCAGUGACCACGGAGGAAGCUGAAGAUUACUUUGAGGUCAUCAGCAACCCUAUGGACUUCCAGACUAUGCAGGGCAAGUGCUCUUGUGGCGAUUACCGCUCGGUGCAGGAGUUCCUCUCCGACAUGAAGCAGGUGUUCUCCAACGCUGAGCGCUACAACCAGAACGGGAGUCACGUACUGGCCUGCCUGGAGAAGACAGAACAGUGUUUGAUUGACAUGGUGCACAAACAUCUGCCUGGCCACACGUAUGCGCGCAGGAAACGCAAGAACCUCUCUGCCAGGUGCCAGGAACUGGAGGAGCAAGAAGGGGACAGUGAGUCGGAGCCCACUGAACAUUCCCGAGGGCGGAAAAGGAAGAAAUGAGGGUUGGGGAGACUAGGGGGAGAGUCAGAGCUGGAGCAGGCCUUCUGGUGCUGCUGGGCAGCAGGAUGGGUUCUCUGGAGGGAGCUGGGAAGCAGCAGGCACUUCUUUAUUAAUCCAGCCUUCCCUUUGGCCCGUCCUCAUUUCCAUUUUCCUGCAGUUUCCUCAAGUAUUUGGUCAUCCACUGAGCGAGCAGAGAUGACUUUUUACUGCUUCCUGCAAAACCAACAAAGCUCUUCACAAGUCUGUCCUGCUAGGAGGGGAAGGUGGAGGAGGGCAAAGGGAGGGCCUGGCCAAAGCCUGGCUGGGCAGAGGGGGGCAUGAAGCCUACUCCAGCUUGGGUGCUGUCAGAUGAGCCAUUUCCUCCCCUCUGUGAGCAGCCGGCAGCGGAGCACGGCAGGACCUCGACUAUCCAUGGCCUGCGACAUGAAACCAGCCCGGAGCUGGGGCAGGGAGGGAUCAAAUUGCUUCACGGAAGGACUGGGUGCAUCAGGCCAAUGGGCUGCUAGUUCCUGUAUGUAUAUAUUUAUAUGGUGUUAAUUUAGAGCCCCCACUGAAGGGCUGCAUAGGACGAGCAAGCACUUACAUGUAUGGAGUUGCAGCUUUCACCAGCAUCCUAACACAACUGGCUUCCAGGUGCUCUUGCUUUCCCCCUCUCUCUUCUGGAGGGGAGCGAGCUCUGGAGCUUUGUGCUCUCAAGGGGGUUCUUCUGAGCUCAGCUCUUCACCCAUACUCAGCGGAGGCAGAUGGCUUCCCUGCUCACCUUGAACAGCACACGGUCAGGCAGCCCUUUGGGAUGAACCAAGUGCCAGAAGCAUACUGGAGAGCGUGGGGGUUUGUACCCAGCCCCUAGGGAGGGAGCUGCAGGGCAAGGGGAGCAGCAGAAACUCGUGUGUAACUUUUUAAAUUAAUUUUCUAGUUAAAGUGGCUUGUUUCUAGCUGUCAUCUUGUACAAAGAACACCUGUAAGAUAACUGUUGUCUGGCUUCGGCACAUGUACAGUUUAUAUGAAACCGUCUUGGCUUUAUUUUCCCCCCCCCCCCCAACUCUUUACAACUCAUUUCCCUACCAGUAGCUGGAGUCACACUGGGGCACUUGUUGGCAGGGGUCUCCCAGUCCCUCUCUGGGCAUGCUCUUACCAUGUUUUAUAGUGACACCUCCCCUAGCUCACCUCCUUCAUGCUCCCCCAGCACAGCCAGGAUGGUCCCGCACCGCCUGACCAGCCCUGCCCUCCUGGGUCCUUCCACCCAAGGUGUGGACUUUUUCCCUUAGCAAAGGGGGUGGUUUUUUUCAGCACCUCUCCUCCUCCUCUGCCAUGCCAGGUUUUGACCAUGCAAUCAGGGCUUGAAUUUUUUUAUGAUGAUAGAAGUUAUCAAAUUGGAACAAACCAGCCACAGGGCUGCUCUCUGCUGGUUUUGUAACAGAGAAGCAGAAGCAGCCGUGGCAGCUCCUGUGAUGUGAGAAGAAAAGCACCCUCAAGUCAGACUUGCAGCCUAGUUUGGGUGAACUUUUCUAUGUUUUGUUUUUUUUUUUGUUUUAACAGGUAUUUGUUUUCAGUUCUGGACUGUCCAUGCCUGCAGAGACUUAAGCAGGUUUCCAGCCACUUCCCCUCUCCCCAGCCUCAGCUCCCUGCCCCACAGAAUAGCACUGACGUUUGUAUUUCGCACGUCCCCCUCCCUCCAGAGGCUUUGUUUUGUCCUGUUCAUAGAGAACACUUUUCUGCAGGUCCCACAAGGUGAAACCUUUGGAACUGUUUGUUUGUUUGGUUUUUUUUUUUUAAGAUAAAUGUCAUGUGGGGGGAGGGGGUUUCUGCUAAGGGCUGUACUUGUAAUAAAUUGGAAACUUCAAAAUAAACAUUAUGUACUUGUGUUUGUAA
This is a messenger RNA of Pogoniulus pusillus (Red-fronted tinkerbird), 9996 nucleotides long. It is a transcript of the gene BAZ1B, whose product is annotated as bromodomain adjacent to zinc finger domain 1B. The transcript is spliced from 18 exons. The coding region runs from base 3481 to 8124 and encodes 1547 amino acids. NCBI's taxonomy places the organism in Eukaryota, Metazoa, Chordata, Aves, Piciformes, Lybiidae. Gene Ontology annotation, molecular function: histone H2AXY142 kinase activity; histone binding. The record is from RefSeq and is a predicted model, not a curated record. Gene Ontology annotation, biological process: DNA damage response; chromatin remodeling. Gene Ontology annotation, cellular component: WICH complex.